Messenger RNA from Amphimedon queenslandica, 1719 nucleotides. RefSeq names its product receptor tyrosine-protein kinase erbB-4-like. NCBI's taxonomy places the organism in Eukaryota, Metazoa, Porifera, Demospongiae, Haplosclerida, Niphatidae. The transcript is spliced from 12 exons. Gene Ontology annotation, molecular function: ATP binding; transmembrane receptor protein tyrosine kinase activity. The annotation marks the transcript as partial. Gene Ontology annotation, cellular component: basal plasma membrane; signaling receptor complex; plasma membrane. Gene Ontology annotation, biological process: negative regulation of apoptotic process; cell surface receptor protein tyrosine kinase signaling pathway; positive regulation of kinase activity. The record is from RefSeq and is a predicted model, not a curated record.
AUGCUUUUUGAGCUUGGUACUCAAUGUGUUGAAGAUUGUCCUUCUAAUUAUAUGCCUGUUGUUAAUAAUGGAAUUAUGAGAUGUCUUUCUUGUGAUGGCCCUUGUCCUCAAGAAUGUACUGGUGGUGUGUUUGAUUAUAAUGAUCCUGGAAAACUGACUGGAUGUACUGUCAUUACUACUGAACUGAGGAUUUCAAGCGUACCUCCAAAUGUUAAUCUAUCAAUAUUGAAUGAUCUCAAUGGCAUUAGAGAGAUACGUGGCUCACUGGAUAUUAGUGGCUUCAAUAAGAAUACUUUUCCAUACUUAUCUAACUUGAAAACUGUUGGUAAUGAUUCCACUCAAGUUUUAUCACAGUCAUGCAAUGGAUCAAGUGACUCAACUAAGUUUUCUGUUAUAAUAGCUGAUACUGAUUUGAUCAGCAUUGAUCUUUCAUCCCUUGAAACUGUCAUCAAUGGUGGUAUACGAUUACAGAAUAAUCCUUCUUUAUGUUACCUUGGGAAUUUGAGCUACUACCUGGCCAAUGCAUCAUCAUCAUCUUGUGUGUUGGAUAAUCACAGAAGAAGAAUUGAUGAAUGUGUUGAAAUGAGCAUGACAUGUCAUCCUCAAUGUUCAUCUGCUUCUGGUUGGUGCUGGGGACCUAAUGAUACUCAAUGUGUGACUUGUACAAACUUCAUUUUUAAUGGACAGUGUGUGCCAGAUUGUCAUGACUUUGAUACAUAUGGAAUUCACUUAUUUAAUCAUAAUGCUAACAAUACUUGCUUACCUUGUCACUCAUUUUGUAAUGGCUCAUGUGUUGGAGAGGGUCCUGCCAACUGUAGUAGCUGCAAUACUUAUUUCUUUGUCAAUGUAAGUAUUGGAGUAGGUAAACUGUGUCUGGAGUCAUGUGUGGGUGACACUUAUUUGCCUGAUGAUUGCACAAGCGGUGAAUGCCUGCCUUGUUUUGAUGGUUGUACUCUUAGUAAUGGCUGUGCUGGCCCAGGAAAGACAUUCAAUAACAGUAAUGGCUGUAUUGCAUGUGAUACCAUUUUACUUGAUAGAAACGGAGAACAAAUUGAGUGUCAGAGGGAUGUAACCUGCCCUUCUGGCUAUUAUCGUGAAAUUCUGUCAGAGGAUCGUGGUAUUUUUUUUACUGGUACUGUUUUGUGUCAUUCCUGUCAUGAGCUUUGUGCAACGUGCAGUGGGCCUUCAGUUAGUGAUUGUGUUUUAUGCUCAUAUAUCAGAGGCACUAAUGGCUCGUGUGUUUAUAUGUGUGACCCAAUUAGAGAAACUGUUCCAAUGAAUGGUAGUUCACAGUGUAUUCUAGUUACUGGAACAAUGGGUACCCUUGAUCCUACAGGUGCUAUUGUAUCUAUUGAAGCUGUGAUUGGGUCAAUAUUUGGAGGGCUGACAUUAAUCACUCUAACAGUUUUAGUCAUUCUAAUCUUAGUCCUUUUUUUAUUGAGAAAAAAUAGAAAGUCUAUUUAUAUUGCUGAGCUAGAAUUAUGUAAUGAGAAACGCCAAUCUAAAGUACCUCCAGAUGCAACAAAAUUGAUAUUAAUACCAGAAACUGAAUUAGAGUUUAAGAAGGAGUUAGGUUCUGGAGCAUUUGGUACAGUAUAUGAGGGUUACUGGAAACCAGACAAUGAUGAAGCUGAGUAUCAUGUUGCCAUCAAAAUACUUAAAAAUACAUCAGCUGAUGCUAGUAAAGAACUACUACAAGAAGGUGUUGUUAUGGCUACU